GCAGGGAUGGGAGAUUAGUUGGAGUUUGGUGCUUGUUGGACGGAGGGGAUUGUCACAGCUCCAUAGGGACAUUCAACAGCAGUAUGGGUAAGAUAGACUGUGAUUCAGUGGAGCUGACGUCACCCAACGAUGAUCGUCGUGCCCUCCCUGGUGAGACCCUAUACCUCCCCUCUGGCAAGAAGAAUAAGGCUGAUGACGAUCGAGGCAAGUGGAAAGGGAAGUUUGACUUCCUGUUGUCCUGCGUCGGCUAUGCCAUUGGUCUGGGCAACGUGUGGCGCUUUCCUUACCUGUGUGGAAAGAACGGAGGAGGAGCUUUUCUGAUCCCUUAUUUUCUGACCCUGGUUUUUGCUGGGAUCCCCCUGUUCUUUCUCGAAACAGCCCUCGGGCAGUUCACAUCCGUUGGAGGACUUGGAGUGUGGAAAUUAGCCCCUAUGUUUAAGGGAGUUGGGAUGGCGGCAGUGGUUCUGUCCUUUUGGCUGAAUAUUUACUAUAUUGUGAUCAUCGCCUGGGCGCUAUAUUAUCUCUUCAACUCUUUCUCAUCGACCCUGCCCUGGCAGAGCUGUGAUAACAGUUGGAAUACAGAAAGAUGCUUUUCCAACUAUUCCCUUAACGAUACCAGUAACCUGACCAGCGCUGUCACUGAGUUUUGGGAGCGGAACAUGCAUGAGAUCACAGGAGGACUGGGAGAGCCAGGGAAUAUCCGAUGGCCACUUGCAUGCACUCUGGCGUUGGCGUGGAUUAUGGUCUACUUCUCCAUCUGGAAAGGAGUGGAAUGGACUGGGAAGGUGGUAUACUUCUCUGCUACAUACCCGUACUUCAUGCUUGUGAUACUAUUCUUCCGAGGUAUAACUCUACCAGGAGCAAUGGAUGGAAUCCGCUUCUACAUCACUCCAGAUUUCAGCAAGCUGGCUAAUUCUGAGGUUUGGAUGGAUGCUGCAACCCAGAUCUUCUUCUCAUAUGGAUUGGGUCUUGGAUCCCUGAUUGCCCUUGGAAGUUACAAUACUUUUGACAAUAAUGUCUACAGGGAUUCCAUCAUUGUGUGUGGGAUAAACUCCUCCACAAGUAUGUUUGCCGGAUUAGUCAUUUUCUCCAUUGUUGGAUUUAUGUCACACAUAACCAAGAAACCAAUCCAGGAGCUGGCAGCAUCAGGACCAGGACUGGCAUUCUUGGCAUAUCCACAGGCUGUUACCCAACUGCCCAUGUCCCCAGUAUGGUCCAUCCUCUUCUUUUCUAUGUUGGUAAUGUUGGGUCUGGAUAGCCAGUUCUGCACAGUGGAGGGGUUUGUAACUGCGCUGGUGGAUGAGUAUCCUCAACUUCUGCGCAGCAGGAAGAAAGUCUUCAUUGCUGUGGUCUGUUUCAUCUCUUUCAUCAUUGGAUUUUCCAACAUUUCACAGGGUGGACUUUAUGUUUUCAAGCUGUUUGACUACUACUCUGCCAGUGGGAUGUGCCUGUUGUUCCUGGUUUUCUUUGAGACUGUGUCUAUAUCGUGGUGCUAUGGUGUCGACAGGUUCUAUCAGGACAUAGAGGAGAUGAUUGGAUACCAGCCUUGCUCUUGGUGGAAGCUAUGUUGGGUUUAUUUUACUCCUUUCGUCUGUUUGGGCGUCUUCUGUUUCAGUGUGUUUGAGAUGACUCCUCUCACCCUUGGGCGUUAUGUGUAUCCAGCUUGGGGACAGGGCAUAGGGUGGCUUAUGGCUCUCUCCUCCAUGGUUCUUAUACCAGGUUAUAUGCUGUAUCUACUUCUCACAACUAAAGGCACCCUGAGACAGCGAUUCCGUGAGAUGACCCAGCCUAAGAUGGAGCAAAUAAUGCAAAAGAUGCGCCCCAGGCUCAACCUGGAUGGUGAGACCUCGGGCCUCUAAACUCCUCCUCCUUCCUUUUUGACAUCACUUCCUGUUCUCCUAGCGCAAUGCAAAUCCGUUUCUUUAGCUGCCUGAAACAAAACACCCAAGGCACAAUAGAUGCCUUCCAACCCAACAUUUUGUGAUCAUACUCUUGGCCAUUGGAUGAAGGGGUUCUAGUACUGAAAGAAGUGGGGUGCUGGUGUAACAGAAUCUGAAUAUGGAAAAUUUACUUAAAUUAUACAUAUUUUAUGCUACCAAUACAUUGUUUUUCAUCGGUGAUUUUCAGGUGUCUCGUCAAAGAAAAAUAAUUAAAAUAUUUUAAACAUU
Messenger RNA from Xenopus laevis (African clawed frog), 2168 nucleotides. RefSeq names its product solute carrier family 6 (neurotransmitter transporter), member 1 S homeolog (gene slc6a1.S). Gene Ontology annotation, biological process: sodium ion transmembrane transport; gamma-aminobutyric acid transport; amino acid transport. The record is from RefSeq and is a predicted model, not a curated record. The transcript has 15 exons. Lineage: Eukaryota; Metazoa; Chordata; Amphibia; Anura; Pipidae. The coding region runs from base 84 to 1859 and encodes 591 amino acids. Gene Ontology annotation, molecular function: gamma-aminobutyric acid:sodium:chloride symporter activity. Gene Ontology annotation, cellular component: membrane; plasma membrane.